Molecule: messenger RNA, 3718 nt
Organism: Siniperca chuatsi (mandarin fish)
Lineage: Eukaryota; Metazoa; Chordata; Actinopteri; Centrarchiformes; Sinipercidae
Gene: hhipl1
Product: HHIP-like 1
Exons: 9
Coding region: 502-2922 (806 amino acids)
Cellular component (GO): membrane
Source: RefSeq, a predicted model, not a curated record
CAGACCCACAAUGCACUGCAUGCUCUAACUGAAAUUCAGAAGAGUGGAUUCAGUGAAAAGAAUGGCAAUGAAAUGCCAUAUAGGACAGGGGGGUUAAUAAAGGACUUGUCGAUGGUGGUGGUAUUAGUAGUAAUAUUUGUAGGUUAUGAUGUUACUGUUACUAUAAUGGUAUUACUGCUGAUGAUGUUAGUCCUCCACCGACAGCAGCAGGGGGACUCGCCCUGUGUUCGGUAGCUGGUUAACAGCCUCUGCCGUUGGCUUCCUCCCAUUUUGUGUGCAGAUGGAUCGGGACUGGACAGCAGAUGGUUUCAGCCCGCGGUCCACAGCGACCGUACGGCUCCCGAGGCUGCAGCCGGACUACAGACAGCCCAGGUUGACAGAGGACACAGCGGUUCACCACGUCAGAGGGCCACAUAAAGCGCAUGAUUGGAGUCAGAGCAAAGUGCAGACAGGAAGCUUAAUGCACAACUUUCUCUUCCACGAUCUCCAACGCACGCCAUAAUGCAGCGGUGUCAUGGCAAAGUCCCGGUUCGGCUGUGGCUCUCGCCGAUUGGCAGCUGGUAUUUUUUGGUUUUAUGUAUCGCACCUGUAAUGUUACACCCGCAGUGUUUGGACUUUAAGCCGCCCUUCCGACCGCUGAGGGAGCUGGAGUUUUGCGUAAUGUACAAGGAGUUUGGCUGCUGUGAUUAUCAGAAAGACCAGGACCUGAUGGCAAAGUACUACCAGAUUAUGGAUCAUUUUGAUUAUUCUGAAUAUGCCAGCUGUGCUGGGUUCGUCCUGGAGCUGCUCUGCCAGGAAUGCUCUCCCUAUGCAGCUCACCUCUUUGAUACUGAAGACCCAAGCACGCCAGUCAGGACCAUCCCUGGCCUCUGUCCUGACUACUGCUCCCAGUUUUGGAAGAAGUGCAGCUCCACCAUCCCUCUCCUGUCUGAAGACCCACACAUAGCCAAAGUCAAAGAAGACCAGACACAUCUCUGCCAGUACCUGGACCUAGACGACGUGGACUACUGCUACCCACACCUCCUCAGCAACCAGAAGCUCACACAGAACCUGGGCCGGGUUCAGUCAGACUCGGACGGCUGUCUGCAGCUGUGCUUGGAAGAAGUUGCAAACGGGCUCCGUAACCCGCUAGCCAUGGUGCACGCCAAAGACGGCACACAUCGGUUCUUUGUGGCAGAACAGGUGGGCCUGGUGUGGACGUAUCUUCCUGACCGGUCCAAACUGGAGAGACCAUUUUUGAACAUUACUAAGGCGGUGUUAACUUCAUCAUGGGAAGGUGACGAGAGAGGCUUUCUGGGACUCACCUUUCACCCCAAGUACAAGUACAACGGGAAGCUGUAUGUGUAUUACUCAGUGGAGGUUGGUUUUGAUGAGAGGAUAAGGAUCAGUGAGUUCCAUGUGUCAGCCAACGACAUGAAUGUGGUAGAUCACACCUCUGAGCGUGUUAUUCUGGAGAUCGAUGAACCAGCAUCCAACCACAAUGGAGGGCAACUUCUUUUUGCAGAUGAUGGCUACUUGUACAUUUUCACAGGGGAUGGUGGAAUGGCAGGAGACCCAUUCGGGAAAUAUGGGAAUGCCCAGAACAAGUCAGCUCUGCUGGGUAAAGUUCUCCGCAUUGAUGUGGAUAACAAUGAGAGAGGCCCGUUGUACAGAAUUCCUCCAGAUAACCCCUUCAUACACGAGCGGGGGGCUCGACCUGAGAUUUAUGCUUACGGUGUCCGCAAUAUGUGGAGGUGUUCUGUGGACCGGGGCGACCCUCAGACCAAAGAGGGCAAAGGGCGCAUCUUCUGCGGGGAUGUGGGCCAGAACAAGUUCGAAGAGAUCGACAUCAUCGAGAAAGGUCGGAACUACGGCUGGAGAGCCAAAGAGGGCUUCUCCUGCUACGAUAAGAAGCUCUGUGCGAACAGCUCGCUAGAUGAUGUCCUGCCUAUUUAUGCGUACCCUCACAAGAUGGGCAAGUCAGUGACUGGUGGCUAUGUGUACCGAAGCUGUGAAUACCCCAACCUGAAUGGCAUGUACAUUUUUGGAGACUUCAUGAGCGGGCGUUUGAUGAGCCUGCGGGAGGACAGGAACACAGGGCAAUGGAAAUACAAUGAGAUCUGUAUGGGGAUGGGCCUGACCUGCGCCUUCCCUGGACUCAUCAACAACUACCACCAGUACAUCAUCUCCUUUGCAGAGGAUGAAGCUGGCGAGCUGUACUUCAUGUCGACUGGAAUACCGAGCGCUACGUCACCUUCAGGAGUCGUUUAUAAAGUGGUGGAUCCCUCGAGACGCGCUCCACCAAGACAAUGUCACUAUGACCCUCUUCCUGUCAGAGUGAAAAGUAACCUCAUCAAGUUUGUUCCCCAGGAAACAUUAAUUGCCAUUGAGCCACCAAGCAAAAACAAGCCGGAGCCACAACCCACAGAGUCCUAUGACUGGCUCCAAGAGCUCAUUGACAGUCUAGGUGAAGUAGGACCAGACCCGACCACCCCUUUGCCAACCACAACUACCACCAAACCACCCAGACAUUCGAGGCGGAAAGGCCGACGCAGGAAGGGCAAAUCCAGAGCAGAGAGUGCGCCCGAGCUCCAGAAUGGAGUGGUGAGGCUGGUUGGGGACGAACAAGGCCGCAGCGACCGUGGACGGGUGGAGAUCUACGUUAACGGGGAGUGGGGCACCGUGUGUGACGACCUAUGGACCACGAAGAAUGCUGCAGUGGUUUGCCGGCAGCUAGGUUUCCGGUACGCUCUGAAGGCAGCCAAGAACUCGGAGUUCGGGGAGGGGAAGGAUCUGCAGAUUGUUCUGGACGAUGUUCAGUGCGAAGGGACCGAGUCCAGCCUGCUGGACUGCAAACACGCCGGCGUGGGGACACAUAACUGUGCCCAUUAUGAAGAUGCUGGGGUGAUCUGUGGCAAUUCGGACUAUGUUGUAGAAGUCUAAAUGUUUGACUACUAUGAAGUCAGAGCUAAUCAUCAUCAACUAAACCUGUUGUGUUAAAAAUCCACCCUAAAUUUAACACUGUUAAAAACUUGUAUUUUCAGUAUAGUCUUGGUGGAGAAUCUUCUCGUUCCCAUGAAUGAGCCCACCAAACAGAGAUCACUUUGUGCCAUGAUUUUUCCAGCAGGUACAAUGGAGUUGUUUUGUUGUCAGUCCAUCACAAUAAAAAAGAAAGGGAGAAAUCUUGUAGAAUGCAGUGCAACCCUGAUACAUCGUGCUUUGAAGGGGCAUGACACUUAUUUUUUCCAUAGAACCCACAGGUGAAAGCAAAAAGUUCAGGACAUCACAAUCUGAAGCAGGAGGAGAUGUAGGUUGGGGGAAAAUGACAAUCUAUUCAUCAAAGCAUUCCAGAGGUUAUUUAUGAGAUGGCCUAACAGCUGGAAUGCACUGAUGAUAUCUAACACUGUAACCAUAUCCAAAGGUGUGGUUUUCCUAUAGUCUCUUGUCAGUAGUGGCACAAAUUACUCACUAUUUUUCCCAAAGGUAAAUGUUUAUAUAAGAGUUUAUUUUUAAUUUUUCAUUCCAGACUUUAAUGUUUAAUUUGAAUGUAUGGUUGGCAUUAUUGCUUUAAGUCUUUGCCUUCUCAGUGAUUUGUCACACUAACAAAUUUGACAACAAGGGUCUGAAUGUCACAUUUCCUAACGUGUUGAAAGCUCAAUACCCACUGAAUGAAUGUGUGGUUGUAUCAUGAUAUUAUUGUUUUGGUAAAUGAUAUUAAUAAAAGCGUUCUAGUGUCUAA